This is a messenger RNA of Dentiscutata heterogama, 465 nucleotides long. The record is from the annotation of a GenBank genome assembly. Lineage: Eukaryota; Fungi; Glomeromycota; Glomeromycetes; Diversisporales; Gigasporaceae.
AUGCCUUUCUACAUCCCACAUUUAAUUAUUCCCGAUAUUGAUUACAUACACUUCGAAAAAACUGCAUUAGCAAAUCCUCACUCCCUCUAUCGAAUGAAUCUUAUCCAAGGUCAACUUGAAAUAAUGCCUCCAAGCCCAGUUCAUACUGAAACCGAUGAAAGAGAAUUUGAUAUUAUUGGGCAACUUUAUAACUGGGUCUUUGCCAACAGGAACUUGGUUGGAAAAGCUGGUGGCUCUCAAGGAUGCUAUACUUUACCUAAUACUAUUGAUGAUCUUAAACCUACCAUUCUGGGACCUGAUGCUUCUGUUGUACUGAGUGCCAGAUGGAAUGCUUUAUCAAAUGCCGAUAGACAUCUAGCAUUUCCACCAGUUGCACCAAACUUUGUUGUGGAAUUACGCUCACAGAGUCAAUCACCUCAGGAUUUUCAUAGGAAAAUGUUACUAUGGAUUAAUGGUGGAGUUGAA